This is a messenger RNA of Acanthaster planci (crown-of-thorns starfish), 4876 nucleotides long. Its product is annotated as MAM and LDL-receptor class A domain-containing protein 2-like. The record is from RefSeq and is a predicted model, not a curated record. Gene Ontology annotation, cellular component: membrane. Lineage: Eukaryota; Metazoa; Echinodermata; Asteroidea; Valvatida; Acanthasteridae.
CAUACACGCGCCCCACCGAUUGCAAGCUUCCAUUGGAUGAGCACAGAAGUUGCGCGUUACCUCCCGCUUCUGUAGCUCUGCAGUGGCCAUGGUUUGAACUAGCUGCAGUGACGCCCCACUAGUAAUACAAACCAGAUUGGAACGUUUGGCUACGUUCAAUUUAUUCAGGGACGCUGUCUGGUGACAACUUAUAAGAAAUCUAUAUAAAGGGAAGUCUCGAACUGCCUUGGAAUCGUCGCAGCACCUUGCAAAGAGAAGGCCACCAUGAACAGGACUUACUUCGUAGCACUUGCAAUCACCAUCCUGCUACUUGCGACAUGCGGCACAAGAGGCGUUGCUGAAGAGAGAUCCGUUCCACUGUCUACUCUUGACUGUGAUUUCGACGACCACAACUUUUGUCACUACACCAACAACCAGUAUGACGACUUUGACUGGACUCUAAAUAGUGGCAACACGUUGAGCUCUGGGACCGGGCCUGACGCAGAUCACACUACGGGAACGACAAGCGGUUUCUACAUUUACACCGAGGCAUCGCCACAAAAUCCAGCCGAUAAAGCUCGAAUAGACAGCAUCAAAGCAACUGCACCUGCUGCUGGCGCCUGUGUUAGAUUUUGGUAUCACAUGUAUGGGGCAGGCAUGGGAACAUUGUCGGUGUACACGGGCGACGGCAAAGGCGGUCUUGGCCCUUCUCGUUGGUCAAAGAGCGGUGAUUCUGGUGACCAGUGGCAAGAGACAUGGAUGGAUAUUGGUCCGGGAAGUGAAUUUCAGAUUGUCUUUGUUGGAGAACGUGGAAGUGACAUUGAAAGUGACAUUGCUGUUGAUGACAUUACCGUUGUGGAAGGGCAAUGUGACUCGGGGAUCAAGGUCUCAGACUUGAAGUGCGACUUUGAUUCCAACACCUUUUGUGCGUACAAAAACAGCCCAAACGAUGACUUUGACUGGCUCCUCAAUAGAGGUUCAACCUUAAGCAGCGGAACUGGGCCCGACGUAGACCACACGACAGGAAAUCCAAGCGGUUUCUACAUAUACAUUGAGGCAUCGCCACAAAACCCCGGUGAUCAAGCUCGACUCGAUGCUGUCAAGGCAACUGCACCUGCUAGUGGCGCCUGUGUUAGGUUUUGGUAUCACAUGUAUGGGGCAGGCAUGGGGACAUUGUCGGUGUACACAGGUGACGACGAAGGGGGUCUUGGCCCUUCUCGUUGGUCAAAGAGCGGUGAUUCUGGUAACGUCUGGCAGGAGGCAUCCAUUAAUAUCUGCUGUGGACACGAAUUUCAGAUUACUUUCAUUGGAGAACGUGGAAGCAGCACUGAAAGUGACAUGGCUGUUGAUGACAUCAUCGUUUUGAAAGGGCAAUGCGACUCCAAUGCCACGCUGUCGGAUCUGAACUGUGAUUUUGAUUCCAACACCUUUUGUGCGUACAAAAACAGCCCAAACGAUGACUUUGACUGGCUCCUCAAUAGAGGUUCAACCUUAAGUAGCGGAACUGGGCCCGACGUAGACCAUACGACAGGAAAUCCAAGCGGUUUUUACAUAUACAUCGAGGCAUCGCCACAAAACCCAGGUGAUCAAGCUCGACUAGAUGCCGUCAGGGCAACUGCACCUGCUUCUGGCGCCUGUGUUAGAUUUUGGUAUCACAUGUAUGGGGCAGGCAUGGGGACAUUGUCGGUGUACACAGGUGACGACGAAGGGGGUCUUGGCCCUUCUCGUUGGUCAAAGAGCGGUGAUUCUGGUGUCGUCUGGCAGGAGGCAUCCAUUAAUAUCUGCUGUGGACACGAAUUUCAGAUUACUUUAAUUGGAGAACGCGGAAGCAGCACUGAAAGUGACAUGGCUGUUGAUGACAUCAUCGUUUCGGAAGGGCAAUGCGACUCCAAUGCCACGCUGUUGGAUCUGAACUGUGAUUUUGAGUCCAACACCUUUUGCACGUACAAAAACAGCCCAGACGAUGACUUUGAUUGGCUCCUUAAUAGAGGUUCAACUUUAAGCAGCAGUACUGGGCCCGACGUAGACCAUACGACAGGAAAUCCGAGCGGUUUCUACAUUUACACCGAGGCAUCGCCACAAAAUCCAGCCGAUAAAGCUCGAAUAGACAGCAUCAAAGCAACUGCACCUGCUGUUGGUGCCUGUGUUAGAUUUUGGUAUCACAUGUAUGGGGCAGGCAUGGGGACAUUGUCAGUGUACACGGGCGACGGCAAAGGGGGUCUUGGCCCUUCUCGUUGGUCAAAGAGCGGUGAUUCUGGUGAUCAGUGGCAGGAGACAUGGAUGGAUAUUGGUCCAGGAAGUGAAUUUCAGAUUAUCUUUGCUGGAGAACGUGGAAGUGGCAUUGAAAGUGACAUUGCUGUUGAUGACAUUACCGUUGUAGAAGGGCAAUGUGACUCGGGGAUCAAGGUCUCAGACUUGAGGUGCGACUUUGAUUCCAACACCUUUUGUGCGUACAAAAACAGCCCAAACGAUGACUUUGACUGGCUCCUCAAUAGAGGUUCAACUUUAAGCAGCGGAACUGGGCCCGACGUAGACCAUACGACAGGAUAUCCAAGCGGUUUUUACAUAUACAUUGAGGCAUCGCCACAAAACCCCGGUGAUCAAGCUCGAUUAGAUGCCGUCAGGGCAACUGCACCUGCUACUGGCGCCUGUGUUAGAUUUUGGUAUCACAUGCAUGGGGCAGGCAUGGGGACAUUGUCAGUGUACACAGGUGACGACGAAGGGGGUCUUGGCCCUUCUCGAUGGUCAAAGAGCGGUGAUUCUGGUGACUUCUGGCAGGAGGCAUCCAUUAAUAUCUGCUGUGGACUCGAAUUUCAGAUUACUUUCAUUGGAGAACGUGGAAGCAGCACUGAAAGUGACAUGGCUGUUGAUGACAUCAUCGUUUUGAAAGGGCAAUGCGACUCCAAUGCUACACUGUUGGAUCUGAACUGCGAUUUUGAUUCCAACACCUUUUGUGCGUACAAAAACAGCCCAAACGAUGACUUUGACUGGCUCCUAAAUAGAGGUUCAACCUUAAGCAGCGGAACUGGGCCCGACGUAGACCAUACGACAGGAAAUCCAAGCGGUUUUUACAUAUACAUUGAGGCAUCGCCACAAAACCCCGGUGAUCAAGCUCGACUAGAUGCCGUCAAGGCAACUGCACCUGCUACUGGCGCCUGUGUCAGAUUUUGGUAUCACAUGCAUGGGGCAGGCAUGGGGACAUUGUCGGUGUACACAGGUGACGACGAAGGGGGUCUUGGCCCUUCUCGUUGGUCAAAGAGCGGUGAUUCUGGUGACUUUUGGCAGGAGGCAUCCAUUAAUGUUUGCCUAAGAAGUGAAUUUCAGAUUACUUUCGUUGGAGAAUGUGGAAGAAGCCCCACUAGUGACAUAGCUAUAGAUGACAUCAUCGUUCUGGAGCAUCAGUGUGACUCAACGGUCCCGCUUUCAGCUCUCAACUGUAACUUCGAUUCGGGAACGUUUUGUUCGUACAACAACAGCCAGAACGACGACUUUGACUGGAUACUCAACAGCGGUUCGACCCCGAGCUAUGGAACUGGGCCCACGGCAGAUCAUACAACAGGAUAUUCAAGAGGGUUCUACAUGUACAUCGAGGCAUCGGCUCCACGAAAUUCUGGCGAUAAAGCUCGAAUAGACGGCGCCAAAGCAAUUGCACCUGCCACUGGCGCCUGUGUUAGAUUUUGGUAUCACAUGUACGGGGGGGACAUGGGGUCCUUAACGGUGUACACAGGCGACUGCAGAGGUGGUCUUGGCCCCUCUCGCUGGUCAAGGAAGGGUGACUCUGGUUCCCUGUGGCGUGAAACGUCGAUUGACAUCGACCCUAAUACGGAGUUUUCGAUUACUUUUGUUGGCGAACGCGGCAUCAGUUUCCUGAGCGACAUAGCUAUCGAUGACAUACGCGUACAGGAAGGGCCAUGUGAUACAUAUAUCCCCUAAAUGUGGCGCAUCUGAAAUGACACAAAAAUCAUGAAACUGUCUAUUCGUUGAACUACUAGUCGACAGAAUUCUCAAGACUGUGAUCGUAGCAAUUCAACAUGACAUUGCUAUUACUUUGCCAACAUGUUUCGAUGUUAAAUAUAAGAUUCCAAUCCCUAAACCUCACUGUGCAGAGGCUAAACAUCCAGCAAAUCUUCAGUAUUUUUAGCAAUAUGUUUACAAACUGAGUUACAGAAAGCGCUUAGAAAAGUGCUUAAUAACUAUAUACAGUUUUUGCAAUUAGACUGGCUUUCAAUUGAUCAUUUAGUUUUAAGUAUCAUCCCAAUAGGCAAUUACAGGUUUCUCUUCCUUCGCUUAUGUCUUAGUUAAUUCAGAAAGUAUUUCAAGAUAUGAAUUUAUUUAAUAAGGGCGUUUUGAAGUUCAGGGCAUCUUUAAAGUAACCUUAUCUUCCAAAUAAUGAUGUUGAAUCAAACUUCAAGUCUGCCUCAAAAGUAAUUCUGUGUCAAAGUCUAGCACUAAAGCUUACCAACCUGGACUCCCAAUAUUUGUUGAAUUUUAAUGAUAGUUGUCGGAACAGAUUUCAGUAUUUGAUAUUAACUUCGAGGUUACUCAGUUAAUUUUUGACUUCGCGCAUAUUUUGUGUCUUUGCUGAGCGGUGUUUAAAGGAGAUAUCCCUGAAAUGGUAGCUUUCAAAUAUAAUUAAACGAAAGCAUCGCGAAUCGAAUUGUAAUGUCUUCUCGUUCCACAAACAACAAUUAAGUGAAUUGCGUAAUGCAUAAUGCACAAUGACAUACUUAGCGCACACGGCGUAUUCCUUUUACAUUUCUUUAACAGUUCACUAUUUUCUUCUUUUUUUCUUUUCAGGUAAAGGAUUUUUGGUUGUGUUUCACUCUUGCAACUUGACUCUGUGGUAAUUUCUAACGUGGGUGUCAUUAAAGAAUUACUCACUUGAAGCUACAACUUA